CACUCAUUGCAGACCUGAUCUGCUUGACGUGGAGAACAUGAGAGCGGUGUUUCUCGCAUUAUCUGUUUUAUUCUCGAACUCUCUCAGCUCAGUGGCUUCUGCUUUUCAGUUCAAGACUGUUUAUUGCACGAUAUCUAACAACUGCGAAUGCGACUUCCACCCGGACCUUCAAGGGCUGGAGUUGGAGCUGUACCGCAAUGUGUACGGGCAGCACCUCGCUCAGGAGGCCGUGUCGGAGGCGCUGGCUGAGUUCAUCAACGAUGCGAGCCCGGAGAAGCCGCUGGUGCUGUCCUUCCAUGGCUCCUCUGGCACGGGGAAGACCCUGGUGAGCUGGCUGCUGGGGAGGUACCUGUACGGCUCAGCCAAGACCAGCCCUCACGUGCACCAGUUCAUACCCACCCUGCACUUCCCUUACCCACACAGGGUGCCGCAAUACAAGAAGGAGCUGAAGGCCUGGGUGGAGGGGAACCUCACAGCUUGUGCCCGCUCCGUGUUUGUAUUCGAUGAGAUGGAUAAGAUGCCCCCUGGUCUCAUUGACGUCCUCGUCCCAUUCCUGGGGUCGUCCCACGUGGUCUACCAGACCAACUACCGGAAGGCUAUCUACGUCUUCAUCAGCACCGCCGGUGAGGAGCAGAUAAACCGAUUGGCUCUGGAGGCGAGGCAGGCCGGCCGCGACCGGGAGGAAAUCCUAUUGGAGGAGCUGGAGGAUGCCAUUGCACAGGCAGUGUUCAACAAGAGCUGCAACGGGUUAUAUCACUCGGAGAUUAUCCAAGAGAAGCUGGUCGACUGCUUCGUGCCCUUCCUGCCCCUGACUCGCCGUCACGUGGAGCGCUGCAUACGCCGGGAGCUGUGCCUGCGUGGGCAGUGCCACCGUCGUGACAUCAUCGAGGCAGUCACGGGGGCCAUGACCUUCUCCCCUGAGAGAGAGCGGCUCUUCUCACACAGCGGCUGCAAGACUGUACCCGCCAAGGUCAACUACUACCUCUGAGAGUCUGCAACAGCAACAAGAACCGUGGAAGAACCUGAGCCUGGUCUGUCCACUGGGCGUGCAAUCUGGGGUGAAUUCAGUGCCUGUGAAUGGUGGUCUCCAAAUGGAGGAUAGAACACAGGGGUAAUUUCAGCGCACCAGCAUGCAUCUCAGUUUAGUCCCCCCAGAAUAGGGUCAGGGAAUUGUGUUAUUGGUGUAUAACAGCCUGAAACUUCACAUGUAAAAUGUGUGGAAAUUUGAAAGACCGUACUCCAGUCACAGAGUUUGGGGUCAAGGUUUGCCUCCUCAUGUCAGCUGUGGUCUCCAGCAAAGCACAAUUCUGCAAUUUGUUAUGCUUUUAUGACCCCAUGAUAUACAUUCUUCUCAUCAUUUAUUACUGUUUUUCUGCACUUAGGUAUGUGGCAUGUUCUACAAAAUCCCCAGCAUACUUCAUAUUUAUUUUUCAUUGCAAAUCUUUUCAACAAUUACCUUAGUUCUACUUUAUAAAUAGAAUAUGAUGAUGACUUAAACAUGCCAGAUAUCAAUGAGUGCAGAAACAGUAAGGAUGGUUAAGAACACACAUCUGUAACUAAUACACAGAAAAAGUUAAUUCAGAGGUCUACAGUAUUCCUUUAAUAAAGUAGAACCACUAAGGUAAUUGUGUUUGCUACAAAAUAAUCUUUGUAACCAGCUAUGCCUGCAAAUGUAGAGAUAAUUAAAAUGGUUAACUAGCUUUUUGUAAAAUUGAAAAAUAAUUGCUUCACCUUUUCUAGAUAUGAAAACCCAUGCAAACCAGGGCCUCUCUACAAAGGUAACAUAAUUCUGUAUAGUGACUUUUAAGACUGUCUUCUCAAAGGAGAUUUAUAGCUAAUCAAUUAGAAUAACAACAAUCAAUAACAAGAAGUGAAUGCUUCAGUAUUAAAUGUGUAGUCCCUAAGGGUUUGAAAUCUAUUUUAGUAGCUUGAGUACUACUUUAACUGCAGCACAACCAGUUAGUCAGCAUUGACAUCUUUAUCAAUACAGAAAUCAUGCAACUCUGCGAGAGUGCCAUGUGCAGACAGCCCUAGACUGGUAUUGUUUCAUGUAAGUGGAUGAGGAGCAGAUGUGUUGCAUUUAAAUAGAUAAAAUUUUGUUAAGUUGUUUGAAAUAAAUUAUGUUAAACUUCACUCCUGAACCCAGUACUGUGAGAAUAUCACAUAAGAGGAGCAAAACGGUGGUCUUAUUUUAAAUUAAACUGCAAAAUACUGUGGGUUAUUUUGUGAUAUUGACUGCAGCAGUAUGGCUAGCGUCAUGCCCCAUAAUGCUAUUACACUAGCGCUUGUAUUAGGCAGAACACAAAUUGCAUCUCUUACCUAUAGCUCCAGACUAGAGAGUUAUAUAAAGGAGGAGCACUUUAUUUUGGGUUAAUUAGGUUUCUAAAUGGUGAAAAAGGCAGGGUUUUCCUUGGCUUUAAUAGCACUAAACAAUCAGUUGCAUACAUUGGUAAUCCACAUACAGUAUGCAGCUAUUAAUGUUAUUAUUUGUAUUCUACAUAUGGUGCAGACAUGAAAUCAAAUCUGGUAUGUGAUUCCGCUAGUCCUCUGGAGUUCCUUGUUUACGUGCACUUUUGUAGUAUGCUGAAUACUGAGCUCUGGUACUUAGAAAAUCUCCCUAUUGCUCACAACGUACAGUAGCAAGGGAAUGGUUGUAUUUUAAUACUUGCUUGUAACACAUUGCUACUGCAUCGAGCAUAGCCAAUCAUAUCCAGAAGUGUGUCUGUGGAGGAUUAUCCUCAACAUGCCCCGACAGGAUGUACAAUGCAUAUAAACUUAUUGAAUGAUAACGGGGAAGUGAAAUAGGGUGUGGAAUCUAAUUUAGUCGUAGGGUUACAGCUGUUUUUAAUGCAGUAUUAAAACUAGUUAUUUGAAACUCUUGUGAGUGCUUUAGAAUUGCAGUCUACUCGGCUUGAUUUGCGUGGGUGUGUUAUGGAAAAAUUAAGGUUAAUACAACUCCUGGAUCCUUCUAAGGACAGUUAGGGUUUUGCCAGCAGGUGGUGCUGUUGUCUUAUAGACGCACACGUGCACCAGGUAUGAGGCGAUGUUUGAUAUCUCAAAUCCAGCGGUACCUCCCGCUUUUAUUUCAGAUAUAGAUAUUUGGUUCUGUAAUAUAUUAAAUGUAAAUUCAUAUUUAGAAAACCUCUGAUGGAUAUUUAAAAUCGGUACCAACUUUUUCAUUUUACACUGGGCUGUAGAGUGACAGGGAUAGAAGAGUGCAGGGAUGGAAAUGACUCAUAAUGUAUAGCAGUUUCACCCAUUGUGGGUUUUACUAGGAGCUUGAUUAGCCCCAGUGUUUAGGUAACAAGCUCAUGAGUGUCUUAUUAAACUCGGAGUAAACCAGGAACUGCUGUGAAAUUUCCAUCCCUGAUGUGCAGCCCAGUGGUUAGUGGGAUGAGAAGGAGUGUGGAAAUAUAUUAUAUAUUAUUUUAUAAUAAGUUAUAUUGAUGUAAUUAAGUUAUACUGUAAUGUAAUUCCCACUGUUAAUGUAUGCUUAUGCUUUUUAUGCAAUUAAUAGGCAUUGUUGCAUGAGCAUUAGUGCAUGUAUUAAAUAUAUAUAUAUGUGUGUUUGCAUACAAUAUACUGUGUGUAUGUGGAUCUGAAUGUGUGCUUUUGUGUUUUAUAAGACCGUGGAAUGUAAGCUUCCCAAACAAUGAAACCCAGAACAAAAAAGAUGUGUCCGGUUGUCAUUAUCAAUGUGAGGCUAUCUCUCUCAGCUCUGACUGGGCUCUCUGUGUGCCUCUUGGUUUGUGCGUGUCUCUCUGUGGCAGAGAGGAGAGGGCCAGGCAGCUGUGGUGCCAGCUGUGUGCCAGUCUGUGAGAUCGCCCUGGUUUUGGGGGAGGGGUCCUUCAUCCUUAACAUUUAUUCUGUUCCAUUUAAAGGAGACGGUUAAAAGCACUGUAUUAAUUACAGAUUUACCACUUCAUAUACUCCAUUCAUAAACAAGUUCUUGUUAGCAUUCCCAUCAUUACCACAGAUCAUUUGCUGCUAUUUUCUUGUGUUUUUUCUUUUCUUUUAAGUGAGAAUAUGCAGGCGGUUUUUUAAGCUUCCCGUUGUUGCAAAUGAAAGUUUAGACUUCCAUUUUCCUGAUACCAUAACACUUCCGGUGACCAACGUGCCAUGUGACACAGUAAGUAAAAGUGUACCAGGAAACAAGUCUAAAUUUUUAUGAAGUGGCUAAAAACAAAACAAAACAAAAAAAAGACUUUAAACUAGAAAUUGGCCAAGCACAAAGCAAGUGACAAUGUUGCCAGUGUUAGUAAGAGGUCAUUGAUUCUGAAGCCUUGGUUAUCAUUCCCUUAAAGUCAAAGGAAACCCAAAAUGGAACAUGCAUUAGAACUAUUUCAGCCCUCAGCUUGGAUCUGCGAGUACAGCCCAGAAUACCACGUUACAUGAACACAAUGGUUGUUGGUUUCAUUCACAACCCAAUUACUAUGGCGAUACUUUGCCAUUUUUAUAUUGAAAAAUAACUUUUUAAAGCAGAUGACGGCUUGGUUAAGAUGACUUACACAGAAUAAAGAAAAGUUUAGUCGACAUUAAAUAUGUUUUUGUUGAAAUAUGGUGUUUUUAUUUCUUUUGUUAUAACUGAAAAACGAAGGGGUCCUUUUUAUAAAAUGCACUAAAAUGUGCCUCUUGUAUUGGAAGUGCCGUCAUACUUAUAGAUUGCGUUAAUGUACUGAACAGCAAAGUAUUGUUUUAUUUUCUUGUGAAUCGUGUUUCUGUUUCGGCUUUUGUGCUUUGUAGCUUUUUAAAAAUCUAUACAGAUGUCCUGUUUAAAUAAACUGCACAUUUUUUAUUAUGUUUCAAUUGAGUGUUGAAUUCUACGCUUUAGUUAAGUCUGACCGUGCUGAUUUAGAAAUGAGCAAGAUUGUUUUAUUGUCUCAACUUUUAAUGGUUUGCAGUGAUCCUGGGUGAUUCUUUUAGCAAUUACUCAAAGCAUGUGCACCUUUGUGUAUUGCCAGCAAAAGACUACAUUCAUUAUGAUAAAUUUGUUCUUUUUUAUAAUUUGCUACAUUUUCCUUUAAAGUUGCUGACUGAAUAAAGAAAAUGUCCUUGUUGAGCCCGAACAAUUUAGCAUAAAGAACUUGAUUUAGGGCCUGUGAAACCUACGAAACCAGUUUAUGAAACUGAACCAAGACCCUGUA
Polyodon spathula (Mississippi paddlefish) is the source of this 5144-nucleotide messenger RNA. RefSeq names its product torsin family 2, member A (gene tor2a). NCBI's taxonomy places the organism in Eukaryota, Metazoa, Chordata, Actinopteri, Acipenseriformes, Polyodontidae. The transcript is spliced from 5 exons. Bases 38 to 988 code for a protein of 316 amino acids. Gene Ontology annotation, molecular function: ATP binding; ATP hydrolysis activity. Gene Ontology annotation, cellular component: endoplasmic reticulum; endoplasmic reticulum lumen; nuclear envelope. The record is from RefSeq and is a predicted model, not a curated record.